AUGAGUGAUUAUCCGAACCAACCAAACAUACAGACCUCAACACCGCAAUCGCUCCUUAAUGUUCUUAUACACGAGUAUCUCACAAAAAAUAACUUCCCUCAGACCGCAAUGACAUUCAAAAAUGAGGCUAGCAUUGCAGAGUAUGCUGAUACUACAAGCAACAGCGUGCUCUUGGAGUGGUUUAGAAUGUUCAACGAAAUUUGCAUGGUUAGGAGCGGAUCAACAAGCGAUUUUGAGAAUUUGGCACGUAUAGAGGCAAUAAUGCUCAGGCUCGAGAAUGAGAAAAUGCGAUACUAUAACGUGACAAAGGACAAGGGAUUUGAUAACGAUAAAAUGAGGAUGCAGCCGAUGAUGAGGAGACAGCCAAGAUAUGGGCGUGAACAGGAGAUACGUUAUUCGAUGCCACCACGUUUCAACGAUAGACGCCCACAGAGGAGUGAUUACGUUUCUGAUGAUUUCAGAAGGGAAUACGAAGACUAUCGUAGAAUGAGCGCAUUCGGUGAACGUGAUAUGAGGCAGGGCGAUGCACGAGCGGAAAUGAGGAAUGGAGAAAUGAGGGAUGGCAUGCGCACCGACAUACGGGAUCCUGCAUUCAGGGACCCUGCGCGUCCGGACUUGAAAUACGAUCCUAGGGAGGCAAUGCGAGACAAUCCCCCGACCCCUGGAAACAAUUACGGUUACAGUUCGCUUAUUAACCUAAAUCUAGAAACUCGAAGACAAAGUGCACCAGACCCAAAGUUUGAGGAUAUAAAAGAAACUAAAAAGGUGUACCAGAAUAAUUUGAAGGAGAUUAACAGCUUCUUUUUCGACCAGAAAAUAUGCUGCUCGGCAAGCACUAACAAUUUGCUUUUUGUGGCGCUGAGUGACCGCACCAUUCAAAUUAUAAAUCUAUUAAACAUGAAAAUAGUAGGCAGUUUUGAGCCACAUGGCAAACAGGUGGUCGAAAUGAAUGUUCUCGUUUUGGACGACGAUCAUUCCUUUGAACACAAGCCAAUGAAUGAGCAGAAUACCGAAAGGAGUGAAACGGGUGAGAAUGUUGUUCUGUGCACAAAUGCGCGUGAAAAGGAGAUAAAGGUGUUUAAGGCGUCUGAUGAUGGCAAUAUAAGCAACGUGUGUAUUGUGUUGCCACGGAAUGUAGCAUUUACGAGUGCGCUCACCAAGGACUGGGUGUACACGGUAGAUUUAGAUGGGGAAUUUUGUAAGUUUGAUCUUUGCGGUGCAUUGAAAGAACGCGUGAUGAUGGACGAGGGUGUUAAGCAGCUCGUUUACUACAAAGACGAUCUUUUCAUCGUUAACACCCGUGAAAGAGUGCAUGUGUAUGACUAUGGGAAAAGAGAAAGUAUAAGAGAUCUUUCCAAUGAACCUGCUUUGUUGAUUGUUCAUUAUAACGAUUUGUUCGCACUUCUACACCGGGACACGGUAGUAAUAUUCAGUAGGGAUCUGAAAAGACUGAAUGCAAUUUCCGUCGUAAACCGUAUGAACAGCCUUGCUGUUCUUGAUGAGAACAAUGUUUUUGUAGGUGUGUAUCGACAGAUAUACUGGCAUUCGUUUAACUCCCUCAUUACUAAUGAAAAGCAUGCAGGAACAAUUACUGCCUUGGAGGUGUGCAAUUUGUUUGGCAGAACGGUAAUCAUCAGCAUGUCACAGACAGGAGAAUGCAAAAUAUGGGAAAUAUCCUUUUAA
This is a messenger RNA of Vavraia culicis subsp. floridensis, 1683 nucleotides long. RefSeq lists its product as uncharacterized. The record is from RefSeq and is a predicted model, not a curated record. NCBI's taxonomy places the organism in Eukaryota, Fungi, Microsporidia, Pleistophoridae. Bases 1 to 1683 code for a protein of 560 amino acids. The transcript has a single exon. Gene Ontology annotation, molecular function: protein binding.